UAAGACCUUGUGGUUGCAAAAUAAAACCACAAAAAUUCUGCUUUGAAAACAAGAUACAAAUCAGCAUGCCACUGGGACAGGGGGCUUUGUUGAUGGGUUUCACUUCACGGAUCUCCUGCCUUGCACAAAGCGGCAUUUGCAGAGCAAUUGCAAAGAAGAACAGAGCUGGAGAAGUCAGCUACAGGUCAGCAAUGCAUGGACUUGGGAAACAAAAUUGCAUAGGAAUGGGUGCUGUAAAACAGCCCAUGUCUUGUGUGCUCUGUAAGAACACAGCAUGUUUUGACAUCCACACUUACCACUUAUGCAAGAGCAAGUGAAGGUGGCAGAAUCUUUCUCAAGAAAUGCAGCCUGGGGCCAGAGUCCACAUCAUGGGAGUUGUCCCCAUUUUGUGCAGGUCUGGAUGUGAUGAGAGUGCCCCAAAUGGCUGAGAGACAGCAGACUGCGAUGGCUGAUCUGAUUUCAAGAAGGAGCAUUUGUGAUCUGAAUCUCAACUGAAGACACAGCAGCAAAAUCCAUUAAAAACAACACUAUAACAACAAACAGCCUGAGUUCUGGAUCUGUACUGGAGUUCAUUGGAAAUCAUUCUGUUCUGAACGCUGGAUCUUCACAGAAGAGGGUCCUGAUGACAUCACAUCCUCUCCUAUCAGUUACGCCGCCUAAAAAGUUAAGAGACAAAGAUCACCCGCGCUGCGCUGCACCGCCCCAAGGACGAUGGCCGCGUCUCCUGCACUGCUCCUCCUGCUCAGCCUCACGCUCUGUGAGUAUGGAAGCGGGCUCAUGGGGCACCUUGGCCACGAGGAAGGAGGACAAUGGGGGAAGGCAUUCCCCUUGCACCACGGCCAAGACACUGGGCAAAACGGACCCAGGGGAAAUCAAGGGCAAACCCAAAGGACGCAGUUCAGGGCUGCUCAGUGACUGCGCAGGAAAGCGGAAGCGGUGGCACUGCAGCGCGAUACGCAGCAGGAACAGAGCCUGUUCAGACAGGCUGCACUGGGGCCAAGGGAGAGAGGAACUCCAUGGUGGCCAGGUUCCUCAACAGGAAUAUGAAGCACCCCAAGGAGGGACAGCGGCUGGAGAUGGAGUGCCUGCAUUAUGACAGGGACAGUGGUGUCUCCUGGGUCCGACAGGACAAGGAUGGGAUCGUUCACUUCAUCGUUUACACUUCCACGUUAUCCCGGACCACCUUCCCGGGGAAUGAGAGAACAUCUUCGAGAUUUGAAGGGUCAAAACAAGGCAACUCCUAUCGGCUGGUGGUGAAGUCCUUCACUGAGCAGGACCAGGGGACCUAUUUCUGCAUCACCAACAUCAACCAGGUGCUGCACUUCAGCUCUGGACAACACAUCUACUUCACAGGCUCCCUGACCACCAGCUCUGCUCGCGCUACCGGCCCUGCCCAAACACAGAGGUGGUCGCGCAGCCCAGCGGCACCUCCCCAUCCCAUCAGUGCCUCUAAGGGACGAGAGUAACAAUGUCCGCAGCCACCCUCUCCUUCCUCAACUCAUGUUCAUCCGGAAUGUCCUGACUAAUGCAUACAACACCUCAAAAAGAAACUCCCAGGUGAGGUGCAAGUUGGACUGAAGAAAGAAAAGAUCCCCAGGUCCCUCAAAACAUUGUUCCUAAUAAGGAAGAUCUCUGAUUGUGCUGCUAAGGAAUUAGAAACCCUGAGCCUUCUAUUGGCAUGGUUGGGCAGUGUUUCACCGUAUCACCUUUCAAAAUGGGCCCUACAGAGAUACUCCUGCGCUGGCUGAUUCCUCGGAGGGGUGGCAGCGGUUUUAUUCUAUUUUGCUGCAUUCAUCCAUUUCUCAU
Numida meleagris (helmeted guineafowl) is the source of this 1806-nucleotide messenger RNA. Its product is annotated as T-cell surface glycoprotein CD8 alpha chain-like. The transcript has 3 exons. The record is from RefSeq and is a predicted model, not a curated record. Bases 810 to 1466 code for a protein of 218 amino acids. NCBI's taxonomy places the organism in Eukaryota, Metazoa, Chordata, Aves, Galliformes, Numididae.